Molecule: messenger RNA, 905 nt
Organism: Oncorhynchus gorbuscha (pink salmon)
Lineage: Eukaryota; Metazoa; Chordata; Actinopteri; Salmoniformes; Salmonidae
Product: SH3 domain-binding glutamic acid-rich-like protein
Exons: 4
Coding region: 107-637 (176 amino acids)
Cellular component (GO): cytoplasm
Source: RefSeq, a predicted model, not a curated record
GAGAGAGAGAGAGAGAGAGCGAGAGAGAGAGAGAGAACGAUAUCAUUUGGAGACGUUGGUGCAGUGUGCACCGUUCACUUGGUUUUGGGGAGUGAAUCAAACAGCCAUGGUGAUAAAAGUCUUUAUAGCAUCAUCCUCUGGAUCGACAGCGAUUAAGAAGCAGCAGCAAGACAUAAUGGGUUUCCUUACUGUCAACAAGAUUGACUUUGAGGAGUGUGACAUCGUCACUAGUGAAGACAACAGGAAGUGGAUGAGGGAGAACGUACCUGAAGACUUCAGACCAAUAACGGGUGUCCCCCUGCCUCCACAGAUAUUUAAUGAAGAACAAUACUGUGGGAACUAUGAGGCCUUCUUUGAUGCCCGUGAGGAGCACGCAGUGUAUGCCUUUUUGGGCCUAACAGCCCCUCUAGGCUCCAAGGUAAAGACAAUGGUCUUAUGGACAUACUCAGUCUGUCAAAACCACAGGAAGCAGAGGCCUUGGCCAGACAGGAGCAACAGUAGCCAUAUGGUUUUGGUUAGCGGACCACAGUGCCCUCUCCUGGCGUCUUCCAGUCAGCUCUACAGCAGCCUGCCAGUGCUCGUCUGGAACACGUCUUCUCAGACCAAUCAUAGAGCUUUAUUUUGUUGUAAAAUGUAACCAGUCUGGUAUCAAAUUGACCAACGGAGCAUGGCCAAAUGUUGUGUUGUAUGACAAUGUAUUUAAUGUGAUAACCUUGUAAUGUUUCAAUAGUUCAAGUCAAUGAUGGGCAGUAUCCAGUGUUCAAUAUGAUUUUGAAAUCAAGGCAGAAUGAGUUCCCAAAUAAUAGGCAUUUAGUAGAUCAUAUAGACAUGCUUUACACAUUUGAGAAUAUUUAAUUCAAUGAGAUAUUUUUCAACUUUGAUAAUAAAAUAGUGUUACUUCACUA